UUCGAUUUAUUGUAAUUUUAAAAUCUUACUUGGAAGCGUGGUAUUUAUGUUGUGGGAUAUUGUGUUGUUUUCCUUUGGGCACCUUUCAGUCCGAGUUACGUUCUCUCUCAGCUUCCUCCACUUUCAAUAUGGACAAAUGCCAUGUUUUCUGUGAUUGUAAUUAUGCCGUUCCCAUAAUGGAAGGUUCAUUCCUGCUCUGCCCCGAAUAUUCUUCAGGUUUUUGUUACCUAAGCUGAAGCUUGUCCAGGACAUCCGGGUUAAUACCAAGGGUGUUAUUUCUAUUGUCAUGAGUCAAAAGGUUUGUGUUUUGUACCACAUCAGGAGCUGCCUCUAAACAUGGUUUUGUACCAGUGUGACUCAAGAGGAAGAAUGCAGCCAUUAAUGUGCCUCUAAUUAAUGAAACACCAUUUCCAGCAGAAUUAGGGUUUUCUCUAGAGGUUUCUAGGUAAAAGUGAUCAGCUCAACUUGCUGGGAGGCUAGAAAAACAGAAGUGGAGAUAAUUUCUUUUUAUACCUGGAGGAUUUUUGAGGUGCUAGUAAUGUUGUUGCUCAUCUGUGGGUAUCAUGUGGGUGGGUUUACAGGAAGAUUGUUCUAGAAUAAACUCCAGUCCUUCAGAUGCCUCAAACACAAGCUGAGCUUUAAGUGUUUCAGUAACUCACACUUCAGGGCCACUCAGACGUCUGUGGAUUGAAUUCCUACACUUGAAUCAUACCGCUGACUUUGGAGCAGUAAUAACGAAGGUGAUUAGUUUGAACAUGAAUGUCUGCACGAUGCAUCUGUAUUUAUUUUGAGAUAUUCACAUUUAAAGGUUUUGUGUCUUAGGCAUGGCACUGAAGCACAGAGAUAGCUUUUUUUGGUAAAAGUUUGAUAUUAAAUAAUUUUGAGUUAAUACAUUGUUUUAUUUCUAUUUUCAGCUUGCCUUAAGAUCAGUGAAUUCUUCAAGGUCCGCAUAUGCAUGUGUCUUCUUCUCAUCUAUGUUUUUUCAACAUUACUGCUGGGCAGCUGUGUCUCAGCCAUGUCAGAAGGAAAAACAGUUCUCCCUUCCAUUCAGUUCUUCCUGUAUUUAGAUGUGUAAAUGUGCUGGAAAGGAAUGUAGAGAAGUGCAGCAUUUAUACAAAUAUUAAUGAUCAUCACAUAACUUUUCAGCUCCUCUGCAAACAUGGUGUUGUAAAAACAUAUAACCUGAUGUUUCAAGACUGUGAUCCAUUGCAGGCUGUUUUUGCGAAGCACUUGUGUCCAAACAUACUCAAAGUCCACUCGAGGCUGCUGGCUGAAAUAAUGAUUCACUUUCCGACCAGUCAAGAAGAAGUAACCUUAUCAGUGACUCCAAUGAAAGUUUGUUUCAAGAGUUACACUGAGGAGGACACUGAUUUUUCAAAGACAAUGCUCACGGAAAUACAACUAAAUCCAGAAGAAUUUGACUACUUUCAAGUUGGAGUCGAUUCUGAAGUGACAUUUUGCCUUAAAGAACUGAGGGGACUGCUGGCAUUUUCAGAAGCAACCAGUGUUCCUGUCUCAAUCCAUUUUGACGUGUCCGGAAAACCAAUUGCUUUCAGCAUUGAGGACAUGGUGCUAGAAGCCAACUUUAUUUUGGCCACCCUGUCGGACGUUGAAAAGGAGAGGGCGUCCCAGCAGGCUCCGGAAAGCUCGAAGACACGCACAGGUAAAUCUGACAAAACCUCCGUGGACAGAGAGAACAGCGGAGCAGUUGCUUCCAAAAAGCCACAGUGGAACAGCAACACAGCGCCAGCAAAACCUGCGAGUCCUUUGGCAAAACGAGAGAUUAAAGAUAUUCCCAGAGCUGUAAAGAGAGAAGUGACAGGGACAGAAGAAACAGCCGUGACCGAGGCAGAGGAGCGAGCGGCGCUGGGAGAGGCCGCAGGGGCUCAGUACCAGAAGGUAAGGAGACCCCAACCCCAGUUACAGGGAGUCCCUCAGCAGGCAUCACCCAAACGCUGCUGCGUGUUGAGUUUCAGUUCUGCACAUGGCGUUUCCGCAGAACCAGCUUUCCCAGCAGCACAAUGGACUGAAAACGCCACUGUGGUGUUUAACUGUAACCCUGGAAAUACUCAUAGAUGGGAGGGGUAUUUUACCAAGAAUCACUGUAGACUGAUAAAGAUUUUGAAGUGGCAAAAGCCUCAGAAAUAAUUAACCCCCAAAUUCUGUAUCACGUGCAGUUUCUUACUUCUGUAAAUGUUGCAUUUUGCAGUUUCAUUCCUUAUUUUUCGGAGCAGUUUCUUGUCAGAAGGAUGCCCCCAGUCACUCCUUCCAUAGUUUAGCUACAGCGAGUGACACCGAAGAGGAUUUUGGCAACGCGCAGAGCUCCCCAGUUCUCUAGGGACACAAAGCGUUGGAGUCCAGGUAAAGACUGUCAAGGAUUGCCUUGAAAGAUAAAAGGGUGUUUGACGUGGCAUUUGUGGAGCUGUUUCUCAUUUUAGAAAGAAGUUUAAUUGCAGUUCUUCAGCAAGUUAGAACUCGAUGGAAACUAUUUGUACUCUGAGCUUGUGGGGUGAGCUGCAUUUCACAAACACCUAUUCAGACACUCUGGCGAGUGGGAAUCCUACGCACAUGAUGCUUGUUUCAUUUUUUUGCAACACAGAUAAAAGGACAAAAACCACUCCAUAUCAAGUUCUUUAUCAGCUCCGGCUCUGCCAGUCCAGGUUCAGUGUUUAUUCAGUUAUUUUAACCACCAGCAAGGGUCAUUCUAGAACUGUUAGAUGCUGUCAGAAUGCAAUAUAAAUUUAGGUCACGAUCUACAAGAUUGAGGUUUGUGCCUCGCCUAUUCUGUGGGUGAACAGCCUGGGAGGUUCAGCUCUCCCAUAUGUUCUGGGGAAUUCACACUCUGUUACCACUUCAGGCCAAUUAACCUGCUGUUGUGAAGUGCUGGAAAAAUAAACCCACCCCCGAACACCUAACAGCUGGUAUUCUUACAGAAACUUUGCGGAGCUUGCAGUUACCUGAAUAACCCACAUUGUCACAGAAAUGCGUUUUAAAAAUAAACUCAUGCUUUCAAA
This is a messenger RNA of Columba livia (rock pigeon), 3014 nucleotides long. It is a transcript of the gene RAD9B, whose product is annotated as RAD9 checkpoint clamp component B. The record is from RefSeq and is a predicted model, not a curated record. Lineage: Eukaryota; Metazoa; Chordata; Aves; Columbiformes; Columbidae. Gene Ontology annotation, biological process: DNA replication checkpoint signaling; DNA repair; cellular response to ionizing radiation. Gene Ontology annotation, cellular component: checkpoint clamp complex. Bases 952 to 2148 code for a protein of 398 amino acids. The transcript is spliced from 8 exons.